Messenger RNA from Tachysurus fulvidraco (yellow catfish), 9273 nucleotides. It is a transcript of the gene pcdh7a, whose product is annotated as protocadherin 7a. The record is from RefSeq and is a predicted model, not a curated record. Lineage: Eukaryota; Metazoa; Chordata; Actinopteri; Siluriformes; Bagridae. Bases 1000 to 4962 code for a protein of 1320 amino acids. Gene Ontology annotation, cellular component: plasma membrane. The transcript has 4 exons. Gene Ontology annotation, biological process: homophilic cell-cell adhesion. Gene Ontology annotation, molecular function: calcium ion binding.
AGAGAAAGAGAGAGUCUCUGCAGCAUCAUUCGAGAGUCUCUCUCGCGCGUGCAGUGCGGUAGAACGUGCAGGUGAUGGGAGGAGGAGGAGGAGGAAGAGGAGGGAGGUGCGUGGUCCGAGCAUGAGGGACUUGGACUUCAGGGGGCAAAAGACGCAUAGAACACGCGGAACAGUUCCCGCAACACACUUCCUCCACUCUCACGCGAGCUCCCCAACCGGUCUGCCGAUUACUUUUUUUUCAUUAAUCUGUCCGGUCGGUGCGCGCGAGGCUGCAGUUUGUUCCUAAAGCUCAGGACUCCAUAAGCGGUCCAUAACUUUUAUUUAUUUAACGGGAUUGUAGAAACGCGGGCGAUUGGCACGCAGGCAGCAGACUGCAGAGGAGACUGAGGUAAGAGGAGGAACCGGGAAGAGGAGACUUUACUGAGGAGAAAAGAGAGAAAAGGGCAAAAUAAAGCAGAGGAGACUCCAGUUUAUUCCCGAGCAAGGACAAAGACGCCGUUGUAAGGAAGAGAGAGAGCGAUAUAUAUAGUGAUAGAUAGACAGAUAGAUAGAGGGAGGGAGAGAAGCGUCCCGAGUUGAAGUCACGGAUCUCUCUCUCUCUCUCUCUCUCUCUCUCUCUCUCUCUCUCUCUCUCUCUCUCUCUCUCUCUCUCUCUCUCUUUUGUGUUCUACUGCAUUGCAGUUUAAACCCGGUGCAAAGCGAAAGAGAGCAGCUCGCGCGCCGUGCAGCAUCUAAAUGAACCGGAGAGAAAAAAAACGGUACCGAGUGGAUAAUCUUUUUAUUACAGAUUGGAUCUUCGCUAAAGAGGAUGUGUUUUUGUCUUAAUGCGUUCAUCUCGCACGUGCAGACGUGACUGGAGCAACUAAGGAAGUGCAAGAUCAUCUAAAAAAGAGAAACACACACACACAUACAGGCAGGUACUAAAAAUUAUUUCUGGAACUGGAGCACGAGGAAACUGAACAGAGAUAAAGAAAGAAAGAAGGAAAGAGAAAGAGAGCCAUGGGGAGCUUGAGCGUUGGCGCAGUGAACACGCAGCUCGGCUGCUACCUCGUGCUCGUGCUGCAGAUGCUGACUCAGGUCGAUUCAGCGCUGCGUUACCGGGUCGCUGAAGAAGGUCCGGCGGAUGUGCGCAUCGGCAACGUGGCCAACGACCUCCGGCUCGCGACGUCCAACAUUGGUACAGGCGAUGUGACUUUUGCGCUGGAAUCCGGUGCAGAAUACUUCAAGAUAGAUAACGUGACAGGUGAGCUGACCACCAGCACCCGGCGUAUAGACCGUGAGAAGUUACCACAGUGUGCCAUGAUAUUUGACGAGAACGAGUGUUUCUUGGACUUUGAAGUUUCAGUGAUUGGGCCACUCCAAAGCUGGGUGGAUCUUUUUGAAGGCCGUGUCGUUGUGACCGACAUCAACGAUAACACACCGUCGUUCCCGUCUCCCAUGCUAACUUUGUCUGUGGAGGAAAACAGACCGAUCGGAACACUUUAUCUUCUGCCCACAGCUACGGAUCGUGACUUCGGACGCAACGGUAUCGACCGCUAUGAGCUUGUGCACCAGGAUGCCGUUUCCGGGUCGCGCAGACCCAAUCCCAGCAUGGCUACAGGAACCGAAAGGAAUGGUGGUGGUGAGAGGAGGCGUGUUCAAGAAUCUGGGCCUACACAAAAUGGGCGGAGCAACAGUGUGUUUGAGCUGCAAGUUGCCGAUACACCUGAUGGACAGAAACAGCCACAGUUGAUUGUAAAAGGGCCGCUGGAUCGAGAGGCCCGUGAUUCCUAUGAGCUAAUUCUCAGAGUACGAGAUGGUGGAAAUCCACCACGUUCUUCUCAAGCACUGCUCCGUAUCUCUAUUACCGACGUCAAUGACAACAAUCCUCGAUUUGAAAGGGCUGUUUAUGAAGCUGAAAUGGCUGAAAACACACCUCCAGGAACUCCUGUGCUUCAGGUCCGAGCUUCAGAUCGUGAUGUUGGUGUAAACGGACAGGUGGAAUAUGUUUUUGGUGCCGCAACAGAAUCCGUACGCCGGCUACUUCGCCUUGAUGAGGCCUCAGGUUGGCUCAGUGUGUUGCACCGUAUUGACAGGGAGGAAGUUUCCCAACUUCGUUUUACAGUAACUGCAAAAGAUAGAGGCCAACCACCUCGCACAGACCGUGCCACAGUCAUACUCAACGUACGAGACGAAAACGACAAUGUUCCUGUUAUUGAUAUCCGCAAAAUUGGACGCAUCCUUGUAAGAGACGGAGCUGCUAUGGUGCCUGAGAACGUUCUAGUGGACACUCCUGUAGCAUUGGUCCAAGUUUCUGAUCGUGAUCAAGGGGAGAAUGGUGCUGUGACCUGUACGGUGGUGGGAGACGUCCCGUUUACGCUAAAACCUGCAGGAGAAAAUGCGUUAGCUCCUCCUCCAGCUGUUGACGAUGCUUUCGAACGAAACAAAAAGAAGUUUUUCCUGCACACCUCGGCACUUUUGGACUAUGAAACCACUAGGGAUUAUUCAGUCACGAUUGUUGCGGUGGAUUCAGGAAGUCCAAGUUUGUCUGUUAACAGCACUUUGAUGGUGCGAGUGGUGGAUAUAAAUGAUCACGCUCCGACAUUCGCUCAAAAUCUUGUGGAAGUUCAUUUUGCUGAAAACAACACACCUGGGGAGCGAGUGGUCACUGUGGUGGCAUCAGAUGCCGACAGCGGCAAAAAUGCAGAAAUUGCGUAUUCCCUGGAUCCGUCUGUGAACGGUACUUUUUACAUAGACACUGAUAAUGGAGAUAUACGUGCGACUGGAGUGUUAGAUCGAGAACAACGUGACAGAUAUGAGUUUCGUGUAAUCGCCCGAGACAAGGGCACUCCAUCUUUACAAGGUUCUACAACCGUGGUUGUCCAGAUAACAGAUAGGAAUGACAAUGCUCCAAAGUUUGUCCAGGAUGUCUUCAUGUUUUAUGUCAAAGAGAACUUGCUUUCCAACAGCCCUGUCGGCAUGUUGACUGUUACUGACGCAGAUGGUGGGGAGAAUGCGGAGUUGAGCUUGUUUGUAGAGGAAGACGAUGAUGAAGAAGAAAAUGAAACAAGAAGUAGGAAGCAGGAAACAGUUACCAAGACUUUCUCUAUUGAGAAUAACACCGGAACCAUCUUUUCUGCAUUGUCGUUUGACCGUGAGCGCAGAAGCACAUAUAAAUUUCGUGUUCGGGCCAUAGACGGAGGUGAACCACCCCGAUCCGCAACUGCGACGGUCUCUCUCUAUGUAACAGAUGAAAACGACAAUCCUCCAUACAUCCUUGCACCAUCAAAUGAGUCAUACACACUUCUAACCCCCUCGAGUGGUGCCCGCACUGUUGUGAGAACCGUGACAGCCUCGGACAGCGAUGCCGGGUCGAACGCAGACCUCCGCUACGCUCUGAUUGGUGGAAACCCCUUUCAUCUGUUUGAGAUCGGCCCAAGCAGUGGCGUCAUCACGCUAACCGAGCCGCUGGAGAGACGACACCGAGGACUUCACCGCCUGGUGGUACGAGUGAACGACAGUGGAGUUCCCUCACUGUGUGCCACUGCGCUCGUUCAUGUCUUUGUUAAUGAGAGUCUCACCAACGCCACCCUGGUGGACGCUCAGGUGGCACGCAGUUUGGGGGUCCCCCUGUCCCUGGACAUUGCAGGAGACCCUGAUAAUGACAGGAUUCUGGGUAAGCAGCGUCUCAGCGUGGCGAUCGGCGUGCUGUCAGGUGCAGCUGCUGUGGUUCUCAUCAUCCUGUUAGUUCUAACGGCACGUCAGUGUGGAGCGCUUGGGAAGAACGGCUAUGAGGCCGGAAAGAAAGAACCUGAGGAGGACUUCUUCACGCCCCGCCCACCAUCACAACCACCACCCGAGAAAAAAAAGCGCCGCGAUACAGACAAACGUGAUGUCCGGUCCAAAUCUGAGCGCUCGCUGUAUGCUGGGAUCGUCACAGUGAACAGCUGCAGACGCACAGAUGAAGAAGAAGAGGAGGAAGAGGAAGUAGAGGAGGAGCAGGAAGUGAGUCAACGCAUUGGGACUAGGCGUCACCGCUCCAGUCCUGACUUGGCACGUCAUUACAAAUCAAGCUCUCCGUUACCUGCUGUUCAUCUGCAGCCCAACUCGCCACCAGUGGAGGGGAAGAAGCACCAGGCAGUGCAGGAUCUUCCUCCCACCAACACCUUCACAGGAAAUGGGAACGGGAACGCUGAUGCCAUGUCACUUAGCUCCGACCACUGCUCUGACUACAGCUGCCACAACACCAAGUACAGCAAACAGCCAUUACGCAGGGUGACGUUCUCCGUGGCGACAGAUGCUGGUUGCUAUGACAGUGGGGUGGACGAGUCAGAGACACCGAGCAGUAAGAGCAGUAAGAUAGGCGUUCUGUCUCUUCCGGAAGAUGGAUACGAGAGAACAACACCUGAAGGGAGCGUGGGGGAGGAGGAACACGUGGAGAACGACUCGAGGCAGCUCCCUGAUGUGGCUUUGACAGGAAAAUGUACUCGUGACUGUGGUGAGUAUGGCCACUCUGACACCUGCUGGAUGCCGGUGCCGCCAUCACCACGGAGACACCAAGGCAAUGGAGCACCACGGCAACGCAUGUCCAGCUUCACAUCAGCAGGCGACGACAACAACAAUCACGACAACAGUGAUCAAGAGGAAGAAGAAGGAGAGGAGGAUGACGGCUCAGACCAAGGCAGCGGAGGGGGAGGAGCCAACGACACACGCAGUCCUCUGGCUAAUGGAGAUCCACUUGCCAGCCGUCGCCACGGAGACCGCAACAGGAACAUAGGAGAUCACAAUCGAAAUUUGUUGAACCGCAAGAUGACAUCAGCAUCCUAUGACACCUUUAGCAGCGCUAGGUUUGGAGGUCAAUGCCAUGGCGAAGACUCAGAGGUGCCCCGCCCACAUGAGGUUAUUCCACUGACCCGGGCAGGGGGCGGAGACUUCAAAACAACAUCAUGCCUGACACUAUCACGCAGGGAGGUCUACCUGUAAGGAGCACCUAAGACACAAAUUCAAACCUGAGACACGAACUCACACCUGAGAUAUGAAAACAAACUCACACCUGAGACACGAACACAGACUUCCAAUUGAGACACGAAUUCGCACCUGAGAUAAAAACUCAGCUAACCUUUGUAUUUGCAUUGAGGGCUUAUUUAAACCCUGAGAUCAUACAGGAAGUUCCAAGAAAGCAUCUGAGCUACAGACCUGGACCUGAGAUAUGAGGCUAGCACUGAGCUAAGAAUCUGAACUUUAAAAGAAAAUUUGGUGUCUUAGUUACAAAAUCUGAGCUAAGCAACAAAUUCAGACCUGAGCUACUAGGAUUUGGCUUCACACCUGAAUUUGGAAUUCACCUCCAAGAUCUGAAAUGUGAAACACCUGAAACUACAAACUCUCCCUUUCCCCCUGAGAUACAAAGUAUUGAGAUCCUCACACACGACACCUGAAACCUCUCACCUGACUUCCAAAACACAACUGCCAAAACACAGCUUCCAGAUAUUGCCUGAGUUAUUAAAACACAUCUAAUCUACCAAUUUUCACCUAAGUUACUAAUCCACCUGAGCUACAAAUUCUUACAUGACAUACCAGUAGACCUGCACAGUGAGUUUACACCAUGAACUCAGCUGAGCUAUCAGAUCUCACCUGGGCUUCCUGUCCUCACCUGACCAGAUCUCGCCUGGCUUCCGUCCUCACCUGACCAGUUAUUUCCAGGGCUAACAGUCCUCACUUGAACAGGUAUUACCUGGCCUACCAAUUCUCACCUGGCCUAGCAGUUAUCAACUGGGCUACCAGUAUAAACUUGAGGUACACAUUUGAGCUACUUGAACUGUGAAUUCUACCCUGAGCUACCAGGUCUUUUCUGCACAAUGAGUUUGUACCUGAGCCACAAACUCAAACCUGGAGUGAGAUUCAUCUCCUGCUCAGGAUGAGUUUCAGGAACUUCUGGACUUUUGCUCUGGAAUUGAAUGUUUCUCAUUCCAUUAUUUCUGUGGAUGAAAAAUGAAAGCUGAGCUGAGGAUCCGAACCGAAUCGUCUCACAGACGAGCUGCGAACUGUUGAAGAAAAACUGUUGAACAUUGCAUGCUUGAUCUCCAGAUGGAAAAAAAAUCUGAAAACUAGAGGAUGUGAAACGAGUUUAUAAACUGAAUUACUUGUAGGGCUCUUUAAAAGGCGUUAAAAGUAACAAGCUGCAUGUUGGGUCUCCUGGGGGAGCUGUGAAGAAAGAGAGCGAGAGAGGGAGAGAGAGAGAGCUUCAACAGACCUGACUCUGGUGGACCUGGUGGUCUCCUCUGACGUUAUCAAGAACUAAGAAUUACAGCGCUAAGCUAACUUUAGUUUUCUGAGUGACUGUAGGUAGCUAGCUGACAUCUGCAAUGCUAAUUAGGGAUCUGUAUUUCUCACCUCAUUUCAGUGAGCUGUCAUCCAGCUAGCUGUUCAUAUUUAGCUAAUAUAAUCUGAUUACAUCAUGAAGCUAGUUUAAGAUUCCUAGUUUUAACAAAGAAUAAAACACUUAAACAUGUGUGUGAUUUCAGCCAGUGAACAGCAUUUCUUAUGUCAGAAGGACCACUACACACAUCCUGAUUUUGACUGACAGGUGUCUAUGGAUCACUGUGGGUGGAGCUUAGGUUAAAUGUGGUAGACAGACAACCAAUCACAGACUUCAUGAGGUGACUUUCAUUUUUGUGGCUCAAUAGAGUGUUAGCAUAAGACUUUCAGUUCUACAGAGCAAUCGCUAAGCUCACCAGCUUCCUUCAUGCAGCACAGCGCUAAUGUUAGCUAAUCAGUGGAAGUUAGUUAGCUUUCAAAAACUAGUGUAGUGUGAAAAGUAAAUAAUUGAGCAUGAGGUUGAUCCUGAGGUUUCCAUGAAGUUUACAAAUGGCAGAACAAGUUUAUAUUAAGCUCCACCCCUGCUGACCCAAGGGCACCUGUUGCUGAGAGAAUUCAGGACAUGUGACCGCCGCAGCCAAUCAGAGACGUGAAGUGAAAUAAAAAAAAAGUUAAAACAAUCAUUUAGCACUUAACCAAUCAAAUGUAAGUAUUCAAAUGCUCUGCAAAUCAUAUUUUAUAAAAUCAGUAGACAAACGAGGAUCAAAAUACAGUAUUUUUCUUCCGUUUCUUUAUUUCAUGGAUGCCGAACAUAAAACGGAGAUUUCACUGGACGAUGUUCGUAAAAGACUGGAAAAAAACCCCACAAAAACAACAAAACAGAGAAACAAAACGGAGUGAAAAAGGAACUGUAAUUUCUUCAUUAGCCACGUUUUCUUCAACAACAACUACAACACACACACACACACACACACACACACACACACACACACACACACAGUACAUAUUAGCCAUUGUAAGAGGAAUUAGCUGUAGCAUUUUGCCUGCUUAAUCUUCACACAUUAUUGGACUAUAAACUAAUCCUCCAUUUAAGUGCAUACAGAGUUUCAGGGCAUUAAAUAUUAAAACAUUACGAUAACAAAAUUAAUCUGUUUUUAUUUGUUUGUUGGUUUUUAUUUUUUUUAAUGUAGGUAAACCAAAUUUCUGUAAAGAUGACACUGCAUGCUUGUAAGCUAACGCUAAUUUUAAUAUAAAAAAUAGAUCCAAAAGGGAUUUAAUCUCUUUUAAAAAAAAGUGUGUGUGUGUGUCCAGGUACAGGAUCUCCAAAUCACUCUUUUUAUUUGAUUAUUAAUAACAGCUUAAUUUCAUGACGUAUUUUCAUCAUGUUUUUAACUGACCAAUCACAAGCCUUGCCCCAUUAACAAUCACAAGCCCUGCCCUGUUUCCCAAUAACAGUCUCUGAAAUCAGAACCGUCAGAUUCAUAGUUCCACAUAACAGGAAUUUUAGAUUUCAUAAAGUAGUUCUACUUGGAGCCCUUGGUGGUUCCACGAGGUUCUGCAGAAAUUCUCCCAAACUGUACCCCUUGGGGGUUUGAUCCCUGCCUCAGACCUGAGUGUGUGGAGUUUCAUCUUCAAGUACAGUACAAAGACAUGUGUUACAGGCUGCAUGGGCGUGGCUCAGAAUCAGUCAAGUUGAUGUACAUGUGUCUUGGUGUCAAUCAGUUGAUGUAUGAGUGGGCGGGGCUUAUGGUAGGUCAGUUGAUUUAUCACUAACAUGCUGCUUAUUUCAGACUUUUUUUCCAUUUUUCUUAUUAUUAUUCUUGCUCUCUUUUGUCUUCUCUUUUAUUUAUCCAUUUGCAAAAUUUUUAUUCAUUGCCAUAUGAAGAACAAGUUCAUCCAGCACCUUACAGGAUUCUUUGCUUUGUUCCUAGAAGUAGAACCUUGCAAAGGACCCUGAUGGAACCUGUUCUUCUGAGUGUGAAUUUUGGGUCUAAUUUGAGAGGUUAAAGGAACAGUUCAGUCAGUACCUGCUAGGUUAAUGCUAACAAGUUGCAGGAGUUUAUGGCCACCAUUUUAGUGACAUGGUUUCAUGUAGCUAUCUCAAACACAGACAGAAGGAUAAAGUCAAAGAGAGAAAUGAGCUUUCUUUCUCAGCACACAGUCUGGUGUCACUCCACACCAGUGUCACACUCAGGUAUGGGCGCAGCCUAAAAUCUGAGGGCGAAGCUUGUGUUGAUGAAUUUGCCUGUUUGUUAGUGUUACAGAACCAGCUGAAGACUCCUGAGACGAGUGUGGGAUUUAAACAUGCUGCUUAAAAAGCGAUAUCGUUAGCAUCAUUAGCAUUAGCCUCAUAGCUAUAGUGGAACCGAAUAUUCGGCUGAUGGAAUACGUUUAGAGGAACGGAGAGCUUAAUUUUUUUUAGAGAAUUGUUCCUUUCACCUCAGUUCUGUCAUCGUUUCUUUUAUUUUGAGCUUCAGACUGGACUCUGGAGAUCCAAAGCCAAAAAAUGGUUGAUACUUUCGUUAAAAAAAUCUAAACUAAAAUAUGACUGUGUGUUCUAUCUAGGUUAAAACCUGCUGUUCUAGAGCAGUGUGUAAUUAUUCCUGUACAGUUCAGGGUGUACAUGAACUCCUCUGUAUCUUCUCCUUUUUAUAAUGCACGUUUCUCUUUAACUGAUUCAUUAAUCAUCUCCAAGCUUUUUUUAACCAGCACUCUUCUCACGUACCGUCACACAUGGAGAGACGGCCAUGAACUUUAACCUGAACGGCAUGCUAACGGCGUUUAUUCUGCACUAAAUGAGGAACAUGUAUUUCUUACUUUGCUUUGAUGUGAUGAAUCGAUGAGUUGAUGAAUCAAUGAAUCGAGGAGUCAGUGAAUCGGUUCGCUUUGUGUUUGUGAUGAGAAACACUGAAUGAGGGCUCUGGAGCCGUUUGGUAUGUUACAGUUUGACUUUUUGACAUUAAAAUCUCUUUCAAACUU